AUGGCCUUCUUCUCCCAAUCCGGCCUUUCGCCACUCUUCCUCUUCAAUGACUACGAGGCUCAAACCCAACACAACCCUCGCCAAUGUCCCAAGUCCUACAAGUUCUUCAAGCCCCAAGCACACAGCCCCUCCUUCACACCCGCAUUUGACGUGCGCGUGUUGACCAAUGCCUACCACCUCGACGGCGAACUGCCAGGCGUGGACCAGAGCAACAUCGAGAUCGAAUUCACCGAUGCACACACACUCGUGAUCAAGGGCCACACAGACCGCAACUCCAUCAAUGACGAUGACAACAAUCCCAACAAAAAUGACGAUGCCAACUCAAGCCGCAGCGCAUCUCCUGCAGGGUGGCACCAAGCUACUGUCGAAGACGAGGAUGCAGAGUCGACUAGCUCAACCGACACCGCUGCUUCCAAGACUACUUCGAGCCCCGCUGGGGAUGACCAGCCUUAUUUCUGGACUAAGGAGAGGUCGAUCGGGGACUUCCAGCGCACUUUUAGCUUCGCCGCGCGUGUUGAUCAGGAUAAUGUCCGCGCGAGUCUGAAGAAUGGUGUUUUGUCUGUUGUUGUGCCGAAAGAGCCGGUUCCUACGCCGAAGAAGAUUCGCAUUCUGUGA
This is a messenger RNA of Penicillium verrucosum, 615 nucleotides long. Its product is annotated as Hsp20/alpha crystallin family protein. Lineage: Eukaryota; Fungi; Ascomycota; Eurotiomycetes; Eurotiales; Aspergillaceae. The record is from RefSeq and is a predicted model, not a curated record. The coding region runs from base 1 to 615 and encodes 204 amino acids. Gene Ontology annotation, biological process: response to salt stress; protein folding; response to hydrogen peroxide. The transcript has a single exon.